Molecule: messenger RNA, 903 nt
Organism: Microthlaspi erraticum
Lineage: Eukaryota; Viridiplantae; Streptophyta; Magnoliopsida; Brassicales; Brassicaceae
Source: the annotation of a GenBank genome assembly
AUGCAAAUCUACAAGACUCGAUCUGAUAUCGGAGCCAAAGAAACAUGCUUCUAUGUCUACUUAACUUUGCCGAACCACCCAUAUCCGAGCUGGUUUAGUCUUUGGGCGAAACCUCAACAAGUCGGAACCAAAGGGAGAUGGGAAAAUUGGUAUAAGAAGGAUCCAAGUGGAAAUUCGGUUGUUCCGACACCCUUCUCUUCUUACCAGUCUCUUCCCAUGACAAACCAAGGCCAGUGUGCUUUAACGGUUGGUUCGGAAAUAUACGUAAUUGGUGGACCCUAUGAUAAACCGUCUUCCUUUGUUCGGAUCCUAGAUUGUCGGAGUAAUACUUGGCGUGACGGCCCUAACAUGACAAUGGCUCGAGAGAAUGCGAGUGCGAUUUUCCGCGAUAAGAAAAUAUAUGUGAUAGGAAGGUGCGAGGACUUUGCGAGUUGGAUUGAGGUGUUUGACAUGGACACUCAGUCUUGGACAGCUUUGCCUGGUCCUGGCGCUGAUGAAGACGAGUUACUGAAUCAUUUACGUGCACGUUAUCAUUACUGUAUAUUUGAUGUGUUUGAAGGAAAGCUUUGGGUAGAGGUAGGUGGAAAAAAAGAGUAUGCUUACGACCUGAAAGAUGGUACAUGGAAACUUGUAAGAGAGAAAUCUCGUUUCUCAUUCCCCAGCUUAUCGGAUUGGUGUGAGAUAGACAAUAUAUUAUACGGUUGCACUGGCCUUGGAGAUUUAAUGUGGUCUCCAAAGACUGAGGGCAGAGAAUGGAGCAAAAUCAAGGGUUUGGAAAACUUGCGAGAGCACCGUACAAAGGGUUUGGAAAGUGGAUGGCAUUUUAAGAUAGUUGGCUUUGGUCGUCAGAAACUUUUAGUUAUGUGGAAAUUUUCUGGUAUCAACCAGAAAAAAAAAAAAUAG